This is a messenger RNA of Andrographis paniculata, 969 nucleotides long. Its product is annotated as 17.4 kDa class III heat shock protein. The record is from RefSeq and is a predicted model, not a curated record. The transcript has 2 exons. Gene Ontology annotation, biological process: response to heat; response to salt stress; protein complex oligomerization. NCBI's taxonomy places the organism in Eukaryota, Viridiplantae, Streptophyta, Magnoliopsida, Lamiales, Acanthaceae. The coding region runs from base 329 to 814 and encodes 161 amino acids.
AGAAAAAAAAAGACCUUUCUGACUUUUUCUUACGUAAUUCAAAGUCUUGAAUAGUUUGAUAAAAAUACGUUCUUCCAAUAAUAGUAGCAAGAGGAUGACGAUGCGCUUUUAAUGGAACCAAGUGUCCCCUUGCUUGCUUAUCCAGGUACUGCCCGUCCCUUCUAGACUCUUCUUGGAGUUUUCCUCUCGAACGUUCCUUCACCCGUUUUAAGAGUUUGAGUAGAGCAGAACAGAACAGAGACUCGCUAACCCAAUCAGGAAUCAGCGUCACUGCAACUGUAUUUCAUCGAGCACUUUCUAGGCUUGAGAGAAUCUCGGAACGGAAGCCAUGAGCUCUGUGGUGGAAGCCAUGACCGAGCUGCUCAAUUUCCCGGAUGCGGUUGAGAAACUCAUGCACUCAGCUUCGCGCUCCAAUGAUAGCAGCACCCAGCAACACCUAACGGGCGGCGGAUCCGCUGGUUUUCCGGCGGACAUUCUGGAGACUCCCAAGGAAUACCUCUUCUACGUAGACGUUCCUGGCCUGUCCAAAUCCGACAUUCAGGUGACUGUGGAGGAUGAGAACACGCUGGUGUUGAAGAGCAACGGGAAGAGGAAAAGGGAGAACGGAUUGGAUGAAGAAGAAGGAUGCAAGUACAUAAGGCUGGAGAGGAAGCCGCCGGCGGCGCAGAAGCUGAUGAGGAAAUUCCGGCUACCGGAGAAUUGCAAUUUGUCGGCUAUUAGCGCGAAAUGUGAGAAUGGGGUGCUGACGGUGGUGGUGGAGAAGCUGCCGCCGCCGCCCUCCAAGUCCAAGACCGUACAGAUUGCCAUAUCCUGAGCACAACGCAAGUCCAAGAUUGCAGUUAGAUUAAUGUUUGGGCAUUUAUAUUGCCAUUAUUGCCGUGAAUAGUCUUGCAUUUCAUCUUACUAGUUUCAUGUAUUAGAAAUGGACUGAUUCACCUACCAAUCAAACUACCUGUUUCAUUUCUUUCU